AUGGCCGAUACUGAACUAAGCAAAGGCGAUCUUUUCAGUCUGUUCACUAAGGAGGAGAGAUACUCCAACCCUAUCAACGGUGUCUAUCAGAUUUUCAACACCAAGAAAAAUGAUGGUACCAGCACCAACCGGAAGAAUAUUGUUUUGAUGUCUGAUGGGGUGUACUACAUGAAGAUGUUGUUUAGAAACGAGGCUGCUGACAAGUUCCAAAGUCAAGAAUUGCAGAAGGGUGACAUCGUUCGUAUAACGGCAGCAGACGCUGUUUCUCUGAAGAACAAAACCAGGUUCGUUGUUUUGGUUGACGAUUUUGAGCUGGUGGAUGCUGGUAAGGAAUUGGUUAACCCCAACAGCACCUUCUUGAACACGUACAUGGCCGCGCACAUUAACGAACUUGUUCCCGAGUUGAAGGGCGACGAUGAAGCAAACGAUGCACACCCUGCCGCGGAAAAUUCGACGACAACUGGUAUCAGUGGUACUGCAACUAACAGUGGGGCCGCAGCUGCUUCGGCCACGAACUCGAUGACUGGGCAGUCUGACAGACCUUUGGGGAAUCCGGCAACGAGCUUCGGGAACUCCUCCAAGUCCAAACCAAUCUUCGCUAUAGAACAACUGUCUCCUUAUCAGAACGUGUGGACUAUCAAGGCAAGAGUGUCAUUCAAGGGUGAAAUCAAGACAUGGAGUAACCAAAGAGGCGAGGGUAAACUAUUCAAUGUCAACUUCCUGGAUACUUCAGGAGAAAUCAGAGCUACUGCUUUCAACGACAUGGCCACUAAGUAUUACGAAAUUCUGCAAGAGGGCAAGGUAUACUACGUCUCCAAAGCAAGAUUACAACCGGCCAAACCGCAAUUUUCUAAUCUUUCUCACCCAUACGAACUAAGCUUGGACAGAGAAAGUGUUGUCGAAGAAUGUCAAGACGACAUAAAUGUCCCCAAGACUCAUUUCAACUUUAUCAAAUUAGACACGGUGCAAAACCAGGAGGCAAACUCCACUGUGGACGUCCUGGGUAUCAUUAAGACCGUAAACGAUGCAUUUACACUGACUUCUAGGGCGGGCAAAACGUUUGACCGUCGUGAUAUUGUGCUAGUUGACGACUCUAAUUCCUCAAUUAAUGUGGGUUUAUGGAACACUUUGGCCAAAGAAUUCAACAUGCCAGAGGGGUCAGUGGUGGCGAUAAAGGGUGUUCGUGUCUCUGAUUUCGGCGGUAAGUCUCUGACAAUGGGAUUUACCAGCAACCUGAUUCCCAAUCCUGAGAUCCCUGAAGCUUAUGCAUUGAAGGGGUGGUACGAUUCUGAGGGUCACUCGGCGAACUUCACCGCUCUGGGCCAAGAUAACGUUCCAGGCGCCAGCCCCAACGCAGGCAAGUUCAUCGCUCAACGGAUCUCGAUCGGUAAAGCUAUAGCUGAUAACCUGGGGAAAAGUGAUGCUGGUGACUACUUCAGCAUCAGGGCAGCUAUCAGUUUUUUGAAAGUCGACAACUUUGCGUACCCUGCUUGUUCGAAUAAAGAUUGUAACAAGAAAGCUAUUCAAUCGACCGAUGGUACUUGGAGAUGUGAGAAGUGUAAUACAGACAACGAGAAGCCCGAAUGGAGAUAUAUUUUAACGCUUUCGAUCAUGGACGAGACUGGACAACUGUGGGUGGUGCUGUUCAACGAGCAAGCUGAACAGCUACUCGGUGUUUCUGCGACGAAAUUGACUGAUUUGAAAGAAAAGGAUCCUAAAGAAUUUAGUAGAUUGACCCAAAACUUGCAGAUGAACCAAUACGAUUUCCGGAUCAGGGCAAGGGAGGACAACUACAACGACCAAACGAGAAUCAGAUACAGUGUAUCCAACAUACACCAACUGAAUUACAAAGCUGAGGCCGAUUUCUUGGCAGCUGAACUGUCAAAAGCAUUUCUAGAGUGA
Messenger RNA from Huiozyma naganishii CBS 8797, 1902 nucleotides. RefSeq names its product replication factor A subunit protein RFA1 (gene RFA1). Bases 1 to 1902 code for a protein of 633 amino acids. NCBI's taxonomy places the organism in Eukaryota, Fungi, Ascomycota, Saccharomycetes, Saccharomycetales, Saccharomycetaceae. The record is from RefSeq and is a predicted model, not a curated record. Gene Ontology annotation, biological process: DNA replication; DNA recombination; DNA repair. The transcript has a single exon. Gene Ontology annotation, molecular function: DNA binding. Gene Ontology annotation, cellular component: nucleus.